GUUUUUAAUAUACAGUAUUUAUCUCUGAACCCCCUUUUGAAACCUGUUUUAUUCAAUUCUAGUGCUUCUGAGCACGUAGUGUUAAGCAUUUAAGUAGUGUUGUUUGCAGUGUUGGGGAGUAACUAGUUACGUGUAACGGAAUUACGUAAUUUAAUUACAAUAUAAAUGUAACUGUAAUCUGUUACAAUUACUAAAUGUGUAAUUAAAUUACAGUUACUUCUGAAAAUGUUAAUGAUUACAAAGGGGGUUACAUCUGAUAUUUUUUACACACAUAAAGAUAUGAUUGAUUUCUUUCCCAAAUUGCAUUGACUGCUUUAAAAUAUGAGACACCAAUGUUUCAGGAGUUCAGGACACAUGCUUAUUCCAUAACUGUUUUAUUUUGUAUUUGGGUAAAUGUAUAUGCUUUAUUUUUGAAGAUUAACUGUUUUUCCAAGGCAUUGUUAGAUGCCAGUGUUUCCUGAUUUGAUUUCAAAAACAGCAUCAUAGCUAUUUCUUGUUUUAAAUUUCCUGUAGCUCAAAUAGUAGAGCAUGGCGCUAGCAACGCCAAGAUCAUGGGUUCGAUUCCCAGGGAAAGCAAGAGCUGAUAAAAUGUAAAAACUGUAACUUGAAUGCAAUGUAAGUCGCUUUGGAUAAAAGCGUCUGCCAAAUGCGUAAAUGUAAAUGUUGUUAUGAUUUUAAAUCUGUAUUUAACCUCAGAAUGACCUCAAAGUAAAAAAAGAGGUGCUUAAGUCUGAUUUUGUGAUGACAGUGCUUUAAAUUAAAUUGUUACAAUCUUAAUUCAAGUGAAGAAGGAGUGAAGAAAGAGCACUACUGUAAGGUUAACCCUGCCUGCUUUAAAUGUUUGAAAAUGAUUGACAGUUGAAUACACUCAUUAGAAAUUUAGAAAAGUAAUGAAAGAGUAAUCAAAUGUAAUCAGUUACAUUACUUUAAUAAAGUAAUUGAAAUAGUUACACUACUUAUUACAUUUUAAAUAGGGUAACUUGUAAUCUGUAACCUAUUACAUUUCCAAAGUAACCUUCCCAACACUGGUUGUUUGUAAUCCCAAGUACACUAAAAAUGUAAUUUUUUUGCUUUUCUUCAUGGUUCAUAAUCCAAGCUGAACUGUUUCUCCAGCCCAUUGAGAUUUGGCUUCAUCAAGUGUAUUUUGAUGCCCCUGCCUGCAAGAAUGGCCAGACUGAGCGUUUCUUCCUGGUUGGGGAUUACUCAUCCUCAGCAGAGUUCUUCGUCACCAUAGCCGUUUUUGCAUUCCUGUAUUCCAUGGCAGCUCUCAGCAUCUAUGUCUUUGCCUUUGAGAAAUACCGCGAGAACAAUAAAGGACCACUGAUUGAUUUUGGUGUGACGUGUGUAUUCACCUUCAUGUGGCUGGUGAGCUCGGCAGCAUGGGCGAAGGGCUUGUCUGAUGUCAAGACAGCUACAGACCCAGAGAAGGUUCUAGAUCUGGUCCCCGCUUGUGAACAGGAAGGCAACCGCUGCCGUGAAGUUUACGACCCCAUCAUGUCUGGUCUUAAUACUUCUGUGGUCUUUGGCUUCCUCAACCUGAUCUUGUGGACGGGUAACCUGUGGUUUGUAUUCAAGGAGACCGGGAUCAUCGCACCAUUUAUGCGCCAACAGCCCGCCCAGGAGAAGCAGCCCGCCCCUGAUUCCUACGGGCAGGGAGGUUAUGGGCAGCAGGACCCAUACGCCGGCUCCCAGGGAGGCUACCAGCCCGAUUACAGCCAGCAAGGCUACAAUCAAGGUGCAGACUACGGACAGGGUGGAUAUGAGCAGCAGGGGGCACCCACCUCCUUUUCCAACCAGAUGUGAGCGAAGAAAUAUCUGAGGAAGCAGGAGAUGGCUG
This is a messenger RNA of Onychostoma macrolepis, 1837 nucleotides long. It is a transcript of the gene sypa, whose product is annotated as synaptophysin a. Gene Ontology annotation, cellular component: synaptic vesicle; presynaptic active zone; synaptic vesicle membrane. The record is from RefSeq and is a predicted model, not a curated record. NCBI's taxonomy places the organism in Eukaryota, Metazoa, Chordata, Actinopteri, Cypriniformes, Cyprinidae. The transcript has 4 exons. The coding region runs from base 1258 to 1803 and encodes 181 amino acids.